AUGGUGUGGUUACCAUGCAUGGGCGCACGAGAUGAAGUGGAGGAGCACUCCAAACAAAUCGACCGCGAGAUCAAACAAUGGAUCAAAUCUUAUAAUCAAGCUAUAAAAUUGUUAUUACUGGGCACUGGCGAGAGUGGCAAAACAACGAUUAUAAAACAAAUGAAAAUUCUACACGUUCAAGGAUUCUCAGUGAGUGAACGAGCAGAGAAAGCAAAUCUUAUUCGACACAACAUUCAUGAAUCAAUCCACGACAUUGUAGACAAUAUGAACAUCCUGAACAUUCCACUACAAAAACCAAAGAAUGAAUACUCAAGAGAAUAUAUUUUAAAACUUGGACCCGAGGGACCUACUAAAUAUACAGAAGAAUAUUUUGACCACGUAAGAACUUUAUGGCGAGAUGGAGGUGUCAGAGAAUGCUUUAGACGAUCAAAUGAAUAUCAACUUAUAGAUAGCGCUGAAUAUUUCCUAGAUAGAAUAGAUCUUAUAGAAAAAACUGAUUAUGUACCGUCAGACGCGGACAUAUUGAGGUGUCGACAGAAAACCACGGGCAUACAGAAGAUUGAAUUCAAAGUCAAGGUACCAAAAUCAAUGCAAGGUGGUGUACAAGAAUUUUGGAUGUUCGACGUCGGUGGCCAAAGGGGGGAGAGGAAAAAAUGGAUACAGGUAUUCGAAGGUAUAAACGCGAUCUGGUUUCUGGUGGCAUGCAGCGACUUCGACCAGACACUGAGAGAGGACGCCACGCAGAACAGACUCAAAGAAGCUCUGGCACUGUUUGAAGAUGUCUGGCAAAGCAGGUUCCUCCUGGAAGCCGGUUUAAUCCUGUUCUUAAAUAAACAAGACCUGCUAGAAAGCAAGGUGGCUCAGGGUCGCAGUAUAGCACCCUACUUCCCGAAGUAUAAUGAGUUUGAAGCUGCCGGCGACGAGUACACAAGGACCAAGCUGUUUAUUAGAAGUCUGUUCGUGGAUCUAAUAACAAAGAAACGUGAACGCCGUGCUUUAGACGCGUCAGCCGAACGGUUCGUUAUCGCCGAAGCCAGACGUCCGAGAGAAUGUUACUUUCAUUUCACAACGGCUACUGAUACGGACAACGUACGCACCGUAUUCAGAGACGUACAUCAAAUUAUACUGACACAUAUGCUUAGUAAUUUGGGGGUUUACUAA
This is a messenger RNA of Spodoptera littoralis (African cotton leafworm), 1161 nucleotides long. Lineage: Eukaryota; Metazoa; Arthropoda; Insecta; Lepidoptera; Noctuidae. The record is from the annotation of a GenBank genome assembly.